UCCUGCUAGCUAGCUAACAAACUAGCCUUUAAAGGCAUUUAAACUGAGUCAGACGCGUUUCUUGUUUACAUCCGAUAUAUACAUGAUUGACUAUUAUUUCGUCGUAUCUCCAUGCAUGUUUGGCGUUUAUCUUAAAAAAAAUACACUUCAAUCCCUGGCAAGUGCUGCAUUUCAAAACGCAGGCCGUAUUCCAUGCAAAAACAUCGGGUCUGUUUCUCUCGGAGGUAGUCCCAUCUUUCUUAGCCAGAGUUGGCAGCCAUCUUGAAUUUUAAUGUUAAUUUUCUGGACAUUUUUGUUUACCAUAGUAUUUUUUAUAAAGGAUGCUUUGAGAUCCAGUGGUAUUUGGGACGUGUUGUUUAUAGCACAGGAUAAACAGUAAAUUACGAAUAGUUGCAGAGCACAGCUGAGGAAGGCACUCUCAGUGACUACAUCUGUUCAGUUCAGCAAGAAAAAGAUCUGACAUCUUCAUUGCAACCCCCUUUUUUCGUAUCAGACCACAUGGUGGGCCAAGCACACGUAGGCUAAAUGCACCUUCAGCAGGUGGCCAGCUGGAAUGAAGUAGAUGGGAGAAUCCAAGAACAUGGUGCUGAAUGGCAGGAGACAUGGCAGCAGGUUCUCCAGCCAUCAGCCCUCCAACAAAACCAGGACACAGCAAGCCCACCUGCGUCAAGCGAAGGGAACCCCCAGCGGCAAAAGAUCCAGUCGGCCAGGGUAUGGAAAUGCAUCUAUGGACGUUGAGCGUCGGCAUGUCCCAGCCUCUGGAAUGACAGCCAAGGAGCUGUGUGAAUAUGAUGACGUGAGCACAAGCCUGAUCCUGGACCCUUACCUGGGCUUUCAGACACACAAGAUGAACACCAGGUUUCGGCCCGUCAAGGCAUCCAGACAAGCGGAACUGAAGGAUAUGAUUGAGAGUUUCAAAAAGCAUGAUGACAUUGAGAAAGCCUUCCAGGCAUUUGCAUCAGGAGAUGGGACAAAACCCUACUUUCCGAACAAGAACAAGACCCAGGAAAAACUCUUCAAAGAACAUGUACAUGUUUAUCUGCGCAUGUUCGCCUCAGACAGCGGGUUUGAAAUUUUGCCAUGUAACCGGUACUCUUCAGAGCAAAAUGGAGCCAAAAUUGUAGCAACAAAGGAAUGGAAGAGGAAUGAUAAGAUCGAAUACCUGGUGGGCUGCAUCGCUGAGUUGACAGCAGCUGAGGAGAGGUUGCUGCUUCGGCAUGGGGAAAAUGACUUUAGCGUCAUGUUCUCUACACGAAAGAACUGCGCACAGCUCUGGCUCGGACCUGCAGCGUUCAUUAACCACGAUUGUAGGCCAAACUGCAAGUUUGUGUCAACGGGUCGUGCCACUGCCUGCGUUAAGGUUCUAAGGGAUAUCGAACCAGGGGAAGAGAUCUCCUGUUACUACGGAGAUGGAUUCUUCGGGGAAAAUAAUGAAUACUGUGAAUGCUACACUUGUGAACGGCGCAGCACAGGGGCAUUCAAAACGAAACCUGGGCUGCCAGUGGAGGCUCCCGUUAUCAACAGCAAGUAUGGCCUGAGGGAAACGGACAAACGCCUCAACAGGCUGAAGAAGCUGGGGGAGGGUAACAGGAACUCGGACGGCCAAUCAGCACACUCCAGUGUGGACACAGAUUCUCAGGAAACGCCCAAUUCACACCCAUCUUUAAGGAAGAGGACAUCCCAGCCUAGUGUUAAAAAGUUAACAAGACAAACCUUGUUAAGCACUCCAACACCUACCUCAUCCUCCAAACUACGUUCCCCAGACAGCUCCAGUUUACCAAAGAGACUAAUAUCAAAGCCCGCCAAGACGCCUUUGCUUAAAUUAAGGAGACAUUCUCGAGGGCCAGUGGCAAAGUCCGCUAGCCGAGCAGCUACCGUCAGCAUGUGCCACAAGGACACCCCUAAAAGAGACACAACACGUCGGGGUUCAGCACAAUCGCUGGCCAUCAAAGGCAGCUCAGCACGGAAGGCGGCAAAAGAAAACAACAAUCAGAGCUCGCCAAAAGGCACCAGAGCUCGCAAGGACCACUUGCCCUUGUCAUACAGGACUCGAAGGUCAACCAGGACCUCCAUCAGCUCUGAGGAAAAUGCUGGCAGUGGCGGAGGCUUUUAUGGACGUGGAUCCUCUCCCAGCCUGGGCCCGCCCCUGGGCGAUGUAGUUCCUAAAACUGAGGGGGCAGAGAGGGAUCAGAUGGGCAUUCCUGGCCUCCAGCAGGUGAACGUGCCCAGUCUGGAGGCGCAUUGUCCACGCAAGGGCACGUGCCCACGCCGCAGGAAAACCCCAAAGCUGGAGGAGAGUGGCGGGCCGUAUGGCCAGGCCUUCCUCCAGGAAGAUGUCCCGGACCUGCGGCACGCCGACGUCGCCGACUGCGGGAAGGUUUUGCUAGGUCUCCCAGGCCGGCACCAGAACCAGAGCUCAAACCAGCAGCAGCAGCAGCAGGAGCAGAACAGUUCGGACAGCAAAGCUGGGAAACUCCUGCGGCGCGGCAAGGGGAAGAAGAAGCGGCGCAUCACACGAUAUGACGCUCAACUGAUCCUGGAGAACAGCACGGGCAUACCCAAACUGACGCUGCGCAGGAGGAGGGACAGCAGCAGUAGCAAGGCCGAGCCAGGGGAGGUGGAGACGCUUGGAGCCUGCAGCGGAGGAGGAGGAGGAGGAGGAGGAGGAGGAGGAGGAGGUGGAAGCUCCUCCUCCUCUAAAAUCAGCAUCAAAUUCAGCCAGGACCAUGAGAAGGAGCGUGGUGGUAGCGGAGGAGGAGGAGGAGGAGGAGGGUAUGUCCCCUCGAAACUCAACAACGGCUACGGCCACGCUGGACACAACAGUGCCACCAAGCUGAAGAUCCAGUUAAAGCGUGAGAAGGCUGGCAGGGGGCCGCUGCCACGAGCGUACUCCGAUGAUGUCACUUUCACAGGCAUCGUCCAGCGGGAGGCGGGCGAGGUGCUGGAGCACCAGCCAGGCGGCCACAGCACAGCGGGCAUCGAGGAAGACUCGCUGUCGUCGUCGGAAGAGGAUGACGACGACGACGAGGAGGAGGAGGAGGAAGAGGAGGAAGAAGAAGAAGAAGAAGAAGAGGACUACUUUGACAACGAAGAGUUUGAGGAUGACUUCAUUCCUCUCCCACCAGCGAAACGCCUACGGCUCAUCGUGGGCAAGGACUCAAUAGACAUUGACAUUUCCUCCAGAAGGAGAGAGGAUCAGUCUCUCAGACUCAAUGCAUAAGCUGAUAUGGGUUGUGUUUGCGGGUGAGGGCUGGAGUAUUGUUCCAAUCAUGUAUUUGUUUAUUUGAAUCAUGUUAUUGAAGUGGGCUUGUAAAAACAAACAAAAAACAGUGAAAAUCGAAAUUGUAAUUGUAAUUGACACAAAUGAAUCGUAGUGAUGGCACUUCUCUAUUGGUUCUGUACCAUGAAUUAUAAAUAUUGUAGAAAGUGUACAGGUAUGUAUUCAUGUCUGAUAAUGUGCAGAUAAUUUUGUUAGCGUUCAUUAAGCUUUAUCAUGUGCAAUUCUUAUCAAAUGCCCUGAGUUCUUUUCCAUGGGGUUUAAAGACAAGGUUGAGGAAUACUAAUACACCAAGAAACUUUUUAAUGGACACGUGCAUGAAUUUACCCAAAAACUAAUAAUUUAGUCAAGGGUUUUGUGGCUGUGUCUACAUGUACAUAUAUUAGUAUAUCAUUGAAGUGGCAAAGGAAGCUAUAGGGAAAAUUACAACACAUGCAUAUAGUGUAUGGAACAACUUGGAGGAAACAGAAAGCCUUGUUUAACAUGGCUUAGAUGGUAUCCUGCGAUAGGCCAAUAUGCACGGCACAGAAUUCUUAAACUGGUUGAGCCAAGCAGACCAUAGUGUUAAAGGUGCUAAUUUUCAUGUAAUUGUGUGGAGACGUCUGUGCUGUGUUAAACACAAGAAACUGUGUGGUCCCCAGCUCUGAAAAAUAUAGAUUUGCAAGACCAACGGCCUUGACGACAUGUUCAGUUUUCUUUCCUUUUCUUAUUUCAUUGUUCAGUGCAUUGCAUCAAAUUUUGGCCUGACCUCACAUAUACAUAUGCAAGUCAAUGUUUGCAACCAGCAGUCAUCUUUGAUUACCAUGAAACGAAAUUGAAUCACAUAAAAAAAAAGAAUGAUCCUUAGAAACUUGAUUCAUCCUGUUCAGGAGUCAACCACCAGUUUGUAUCUGGAUGCUAUUGUCUUGACUAGUGUGCAUGCUGUGCACUGCCAAAAAAUUAAGGGAUUACUAAAUAAAACACACUUUUUUUCUUUUCUUUUUUUAAUUUUCUUUUUUUAUCACCAGCAGGAAACUGCAGCUUUUGCUCUCUUUACGUUCUCCCCUCUGGGGUGUGUUGGUUUUACACUGUAUGCUGUCCGAAGUCUACUGUCUGUGCAUUUAGUUGAGCAGUCAGCAUUUUUGUUUUUAAAAUCAUGUCUUGUAAGUAUUUGAUUAUUUUGUAGCACAUCUUUGCAGGAUUACGGGAUCAUGUAUUCAUACAUUUGUGGGUAUAUUCUUCACUAUGUACAUCUUGAGAACUCUUUUUAUUUAACUGUUUGAAUACUUGAAGACAUAAAAAUUCAUUUUUCAAGAA
Messenger RNA from Clupea harengus (Atlantic herring), 4573 nucleotides. It is a transcript of the gene kmt5b, whose product is annotated as lysine methyltransferase 5B. Gene Ontology annotation, cellular component: nucleus. The record is from RefSeq and is a predicted model, not a curated record. Gene Ontology annotation, molecular function: histone H4K20 methyltransferase activity; protein binding. NCBI's taxonomy places the organism in Eukaryota, Metazoa, Chordata, Actinopteri, Clupeiformes, Clupeidae.